CAGAUGCCGAAAAUCUAUGAUGUACCAGUAGAUAUUAGACAAGAGUAGUAGUUCGGUAAUCUGAUAAUUGAAAAUGAUUAUAAAAAUUCUCCGACAGAAUGUGAAAAGUGGCGCUAGCUUUUGCAAGGAAUAAUGUCUUGCUGUCCAGCCGCAACUUGUAAAAUAAUCUGCUUUCCGGCUAAUGACGGAGGCAACGGUAACAGCAAUACCAGCAACUCUUCCAAUGGCUGCAAUACUGUAAAGCGUUGCAAAAGCCGCGAGUUACGUGCUGGUAUUCUUUACGUUGGCUGCGAUUGUCCCAAACGAAAUGGAAUACAGGAUGAUUGCCGAAGGGCAGAGUGUCAGGGCAGUCCUCCGUGCCUUGUAAAGCCGGAGCCGAUCUGCUGCCCAAGUCAGUAUGCAGACGCUCGCCACUACGCGUGCAAAUACAAGAGCCGACCACGAAAUCCUGUCUGCCCUGUGUACACGUGCGUUCCCUGCCCGCCGCCGUGUCCACCUCCACCAUCAUGCCCGCCACCUUGCCCACCAUGCCCACCUUGUCCUCCGCCAUGCCCACCGAAUUGCCCGCAGUACUGCCCGGUGCCAUGCCCACCCCCGCCUUGUGGCCCGCCGAACUGCUUCAUCGCCUGUUCACCUUGCGAAUCGUGCUGCGAUCCAGGCUGCUGAAGUAUUUGGGCUGUGACAACCGAUAUUAAGUUCUCAAGACAUCAAAUAAAAAAAACGAAAAACGUUCAUUAAAAGCUCCAAAAACAUCGGUUCUGGAAAAAUAAAAAUCGAGCACGUCUAUAGCAAUCAGGAAGGAGAACAAAU
Ctenocephalides felis (cat flea) is the source of this 810-nucleotide messenger RNA. RefSeq names its product late cornified envelope-like proline-rich protein 1. Bases 133 to 666 code for a protein of 177 amino acids. The record is from RefSeq and is a predicted model, not a curated record. Lineage: Eukaryota; Metazoa; Arthropoda; Insecta; Siphonaptera; Pulicidae. The transcript has 5 exons.